Molecule: messenger RNA, 573 nt
Organism: Ziziphus jujuba (common jujube)
Lineage: Eukaryota; Viridiplantae; Streptophyta; Magnoliopsida; Rosales; Rhamnaceae
Exons: 2
Coding region: 1-573 (190 amino acids)
Source: RefSeq, a predicted model, not a curated record
AUGGAAGAAAUGACAACUAUAUUUCAACAUUUCUUAUUCACAUCAGAUGAAAGUUCAUCUUUAGAUCUUCGUUCUCAUCAUCGUGACGAAGAGGCGAAUAUUCCACAAUUCCAUAGAGUUAAUGAUAAAGAACGAGUUCUUAACAGGUCACCAUGGCAUUUUGAUCAUUCUUUAGUCCUGUUGGAAGAGAUAACUGGUGCAAUUAUCCCAUGUCAAGUCUCUAUUACACAUGCUACAUUUUGGAUUCAAUUGCACAAUCUUCCUCUUCAGUGUAUGACCCAAUCUGUAGGUCAAGCUAUCAGUAAUCAAUUGGGUAAUUUGGUGUCCAUAGAUUCAAAUGAAGAGGGUCAACAUUGGGGUCGAUUUAUGCGGAUUAGAGUUAAAAUUGACAUCCGGAAACCAUUGUGGAGAGGCAUGAAAAUUCUGCUUGAUGAUGUGGAAAGUUUCUGGGUAGAUUUUCACUAUGAGAAACUGACAGAGUUUUGUUUCAAAUAUGGUUUCUUGGGGCAUUUGCAAAAGGAUUGCCAUGUUGUAGACUCUCAUUCUAAUCCUCAAUAUGGUGUUUGGCCGUAG